Messenger RNA from Salvia miltiorrhiza (redroot sage), 1891 nucleotides. Its product is annotated as pentatricopeptide repeat-containing protein At2g38420, mitochondrial-like. The record is from RefSeq and is a predicted model, not a curated record. NCBI's taxonomy places the organism in Eukaryota, Viridiplantae, Streptophyta, Magnoliopsida, Lamiales, Lamiaceae. Bases 61 to 1581 code for a protein of 506 amino acids. Gene Ontology annotation, molecular function: protein binding. The transcript has a single exon.
UAUUUCAUGCCCUUAUUCUUUUUGAAAAAUGUUGUAUUGGCUUAACUAUAUUUGGGCACGAUGUUGAAGGGAGUAAAGCGAUUCAUAGCAGCUCAAGAGAUACAUCCAUGGCGACACAAAAUCUCUGCAAAUCAACCCACAACCAAUCUGUUCCGCAACUCAGCUGCAUCAUUCUCAUCUUCUUCUUGCAAUUUCUACAUAAGAAAAAGAAGAAAGUGGCCAAUUCAACCGCACAAGAAACAGCUGCCCGAUUUUCUCGCUUUCCAAUUAGCUAAGAAAUCCUUCAAAAAAUCGAUCAAGAAAUCCAAAUCCCAUAAUCUUCUUCCUGACCUAAUCAACGCUUGCGCUGCUUACGAAGUCGAACCUUCUCCGCAAUCGUACCAUUUCCUCUUCAAAAUCCUGAUUCAAAACCGCCCUGCAAAUUGCCGCGACCAAAUCCUGCAAGUUCUGGACCACAUCGAGAAAUUCGAGAGCUUCGAGACGCCAGAAUGCGUCUUCAUCGACCUAAUCAAGUUUUACGGUGAAAACGGCAUGUUCGAUGAUGCCGUGGAGCUUUUCUCGACGACUCCUAAGUUUAGGUGUGAGCCAUCGGUAGAAACAUUGAACGCUUUGCUUUCAGUUCUUUGUAAGAACGAAAAGGGUCUCGAGAUUGUGCCAAAAUUAUUAGUCAAGAGCCAAUCAAUGAGUAUUCGGAUUGAAGAAUCCACUUUCGAGAUCUUGAUUAGGGCUCUUUGCGGAAUUGGGGAUUCGAGUAAUGCUUUGGCGUUGUUGAAUCAGAUGGUAGAGGAAGGUUUCGAUUUGGAUCAGAAGGUCUGUUCUUUGAUGCUCGCGACCAUGUGCCGGCAGCUAAAUUACUACGGCGGUGAUGGUGGUGGAAUUUUGGGAUUUUUGGAUGAUCUGAAAAAUAUAGGCUUUAAACCUAGAAUUAAUGAUUUCGUCAAUGUGAUUAGGGUUUUGGUGAAAAGGGGGGAAGGCAUGGAUGCGUUGGGAUUGCUGAAACAGAUGAAGAUUGAUAAAAUUAGGGCUAAUGUCAUAUGCUACAAUUUGGUGCUUGAUUGGUUGAUCUGCAACAAGGAGGUUCAAGUUGCAGAUAAGGUGUUUGAUGAAAUGCUUGUGUUAGGUUUAGUUCCUGAUAUACACACAUACAAUGUGUACUUAAAUGGCUUGUGCUUGCAAGGGAAGUUGGAGGAAGGGAUGGCAAUGUUCCAUUCAAUGGAGGAGUUAGGCUGCGUGCCUGACUUGAAAACGUAUAGUGUGGUUUCAAGCGCGCUCUAUGGAGCAGGGGAGCUACGUCGGGUGAGGGAUAUGGUGCAAGAGAUGCGGCUGAAAUGCACGCGUUUAGGUUUAGAUCAACGUAUGUUAGAGAUUUUGAUUGAUAGCUUUGUUAUUGAUGGCGAUGUGGAAGGAGCUUGCAGUUUGGUAGAUGAGUUCUUGUAUGACGAAAACCACAUUCCUCACUCGAAGGGUUUGGAUAAAAUCGUGUGCCGGCUGUGGAAGGCCGGCUUGCGUUGCAAGGCCGAGGAGCUGCUCGAGAAGAUGGCCGUGGAGGAUCUUGCAACGGGCGUGAGAGGCGCAGGAUGAUAUCUUGAACUAAGUUGUGUAUAUGGAUAGACUUAUUUUGCAGCUCGAGUUUUAGUGAAGAAGAACCCAUCUCACUGUGAUAUGUUGUGGUGCUAUUUGUAUUGGUGCAGCACUUGUGGAUUAGGCUGCAUUUUUGCUUGGAGAUAACUAAUGAUCAUCAUGCUUUAGGAUUCUUGAAUUUCAUCCCUAUUUAGCAUUUGAGUUGAGGCAAUGAUCAUUUUUUUUAUUUUUUUUGCAUCACAAGAAAUUCCAUAUGGAAUGUACUCGAUUAUUUCAUAUUUCAAGUUAUGUUGUUUUAGUUUUUAGUCAA